AUGGCAGACUUCUCGGACGAAGAGGACUUGCUGCUUUAUCGGCUGGCAAAGGAGCAGGUUGAUGCAGGCCGCCGAAUUAACUGGCGGACUGUCUGGUUGGGGAUGCCAUACUGCGGGAAGACACAGCGACAGCUGCAGAUUCGUCUAAAGACGCUGAAGAGGACACACGGCGUGAGCUUAGAUUCUUUCCCAAGGAGAUUUCGGGAUCAAAAAUCGGCACGGACGCGCUUAGUGGUGGCUACAAGUUGA
Molecule: messenger RNA, 249 nt
Organism: Phytophthora sojae
Lineage: Eukaryota; Oomycota; Peronosporomycetes; Peronosporales; Peronosporaceae
Exons: 1
Coding region: 1-249 (82 amino acids)
Source: RefSeq, a predicted model, not a curated record